Molecule: messenger RNA, 1455 nt
Organism: Vespa mandarinia (Asian giant hornet)
Lineage: Eukaryota; Metazoa; Arthropoda; Insecta; Hymenoptera; Vespidae
Gene: Clp
Product: cleavage and polyadenylation specificity factor subunit 4
Molecular function (GO): zinc ion binding; RNA binding
Source: RefSeq, a predicted model, not a curated record
AUAAGCAGUUUCAAUUUUCUUGAAACGCGUUAUGUCAAUCAUAACAUUUCAUGUGUAUAUAAUAUAAAUAUUUGAAUGUGUAUAAUUACAAAUUUAAUCGUGUUAAAAUGGAAUGUAUUGUAGCAAAUGUAGAUCAUAUGCGAUUUGAUAUUGAAAUCGCUCUAGAUGAGCAGUAUGGAGCAUUAUCAUUACCAUUUACCGGAAUGGAUAAAUCAAUUGCUGCAGUAUGUCAAUUUUAUCCUAGAGGUACAUGUGUAAAAGGAGCCUCUUGUCCGUUUAGACAUGUUCGAGGAGAUCGUACAAUUGUAUGUAAACAUUGGUUAAGAGGAUUAUGUAAAAAAGGUGAUCAGUGUGAAUUUCUACAUGAAUAUGACAUGACAAAAAUGCCAGAAUGCUACUUUUAUUCCAGAUUUAAUGCUUGUCACAAUAAGGAAUGUCCAUUUUUACACAUUGACCCUGAAACUAAGGUACGCGAUUGUCCAUGGUACGAUCGUGGAUUUUGCAGACAUGGCCCAUUAUGCAGACAUCGGCAUGUAAGACGUGUACUUUGUAUGGCCUAUCUAGCUGGAUUUUGUCCAGAAGGUCCAAAUUGUAAAUUCAUGCAUCCAAGAUUCGAGUUACCAGCAGUACAAGACAUGCAACCAAAAGAAGGAAAGAAAGUUAUGAUUACUUGUCAUUUCUGUGGCGAAGGUGGUCAUAAAGCAAUUUAUUGUAAUAAAAUGCCUCCGGAUGUAAGAGAGGCACAAGUUAGACAAGAAAUGGAAGGUAGUUCUCAUAAUCCACAUCAUCAUAUUAAUAUGCAUAAUGGGCCACCUCAAAGAGGACCUCAAAAACCAUUAGAAGAAGUUACUUGUUAUAAAUGUGGUCAAAAAGGUCAUUAUGCAAAUAAGUGUCCUAAAGGACAUUUAGCAUUCUUAAGUCAUGCUAGUGGGACUGGUAGUACAAGUGGUAAUCAAAGUCAAAAUUAUCGAAGAUGAUUUUAUGUAUUUUAUUUAUCUAAAAUAAUUACGAUUAUUUUCCUGACCAAUAUUACUUACCAUUAUCCAAAUUUAUAUAUCAUAUAGUAAAAUAGAUUUAAUACGAAUACUGUGUCUCAUAAUCUUAUCAUUUUAUUCAUUAUAUAUAUAUCUAAAGUAAAAUGAAGGUAAUAUUGUAUAUUAUAUGUUGCUAAUAAAAACAAUUUUGUACAUAAAAUUUACAAUAUGUAAGGAGAAGAAGGAUAUUAUCAAUAUCAUAAAUGUGCUAUGUCAAAGUUUCAAUCUUUAUUGGUUAAAUUAUGGCGUAUGCUUAAAUAUAAUACUUUAACAGGGCAUAUUUAAGUAAUCUUUUCUAAAUACAUUGUGACUAUUAUAUCAGUUCUGAUAUAGAAUGUUAUAAAAAGAUAUAUUUACCUAAGUUUAGCUUUUUUAUAUUUUAUGAUGUAAUACUUGGGAAGACUUUUUUCCUUUUUUUUUU